Messenger RNA from Polypterus senegalus (gray bichir), 1556 nucleotides. It is a transcript of the gene lmcd1, whose product is annotated as LIM and cysteine-rich domains 1. The transcript has 6 exons. Bases 111 to 1193 code for a protein of 360 amino acids. Gene Ontology annotation, molecular function: zinc ion binding. Lineage: Eukaryota; Metazoa; Chordata; Cladistia; Polypteriformes; Polypteridae. The record is from RefSeq and is a predicted model, not a curated record.
UUCGUGAAUGAGAAGCGGGCGGGGCGGCGUAGCACGCAGCAAAGAGGCAAGGUGUCGCGACCUAUCUGAUCCUUCCAUUGCCACACACUCAGCUCGGAGACUGAACUGCAAUGGAGCUCACCAGCGCAAUUAAGACGAUGUCUGUGUCGCAGCAGCCAGAAGGGCGAGGUGUGCCUUGUUUGAGAUGUAAAGGAAUCUGCGCUGGAUUUGAGCCACAUUCCUGGAGGAAAGUAUGCAAGUUAUGCAGAUGCAGCCAGGAGGAUCACAGCUUAUGUUCAGAUGCAGAGGAUGACAAGAGAAUUGGUCGCCUGUUGGCCGAGUCCAAAUAUUCCAACCUGACAGCUCGCGUCAAGGGUGGCGAUGGAACCCGUAUCUACAAAAGGAACCGCAUGAUCAUCACCAACCCGAUUGUGUCCAGAAAAGACCCAACAUUUGACACCAUAACUUAUGAGUGGGCUCCACCAGGACUAACUCAGAAACUGGCAAUUCUUUACAUGGAACUUAUUCCUAAAGAAAUGCAGCCAGUCGCAGGCACGCAGGGAGCGCAGUACCGACGAAGGCUAUUGAUGAAGCAGCUGCCCAUCUACGAUCAUGAUGCCAGCCAGUGUCACAACCUGUCAGAGCGGGAGGCGAAAGAAAUGGAAGACUUUGUGAAGAUGUAUAAAGAGAACGCACUCGGCGUUGGGGAGGUCGCCCUACCAGGAGAGGGUGGUGCUCAUAAAGACGAUGACAAGAAAAAUGGGAAGCAGCCGCCAGUAGAGGGCCACCUUGCACCCAACGGUACACUGGGAGAAUCUCACACGAUGGCUGAAUAUCACUGUGAGCACUGCAAGCAAACGGUGAAGAAAGAACACCCAGCUGUGUAUGCAGAGAGGGGAGGAUAUGAGCGCCUCUGGCACCCAGCUUGCUUUGUGUGCUCCAAGUGUCGGGAGCCCCUGGUGGACUUGAUCUACUUUUGGAAGAACCAGACUUUGAUGUGUGGCCGUCAUUACUGCGAGACAGAGAAGCCACGCUGCACCGGCUGCGAUGAGCUCAUUUUCACGGAGGAUUACCAGCUGGCAGACGGACUGGCUUGGCACAAGCAACACUUUGCCUGCAUGAAGUGUGAGCAGCCCUUGGUCAACAAAGCCUACAGUCUGGAGCAGGCGGUGCUGCUGUGUGCUGCCUGUAGCAAAAACAGUCAGCAUGUCUGAGUUGUCCCAGAUCAGGAGCCGGUGACUGACACAGGGACACAGAGCUGGGAUCAGAUUGAAACUGGCAUUACUAACAGUAAGCAAAUUAAAGAGCAGUGCCUCUGGCCAAAGCUGUGUAACUCGGACUCCAGUUUAACACAUUUACAUCUAUUCUGUAGUGUCUUUGUGUAGGAGCCAUGACAGGGCUGAUUUAUACAAAUAGUGCAAACGGAAAAAUCUGUUUAGCUGACUGAGCAAAGUCAAUAGUGAGAUUAGGAGCCCACAGUAGGGCUCAUUAACCCUCCGAUUGCCAUCAUUCUUAUUUAAUUUUGGGAUUUAAUAAACUGUCUCAGACUAUGCUAAAUGUUCAUUCCGAUGACACAU